Messenger RNA from Hemicordylus capensis (graceful crag lizard), 951 nucleotides. Its product is annotated as olfactory receptor 6M1-like. The record is from RefSeq and is a predicted model, not a curated record. Lineage: Eukaryota; Metazoa; Chordata; Lepidosauria; Squamata; Cordylidae. Bases 1 to 951 code for a protein of 316 amino acids. Gene Ontology annotation, biological process: G protein-coupled receptor signaling pathway. The transcript has a single exon. Gene Ontology annotation, cellular component: membrane. Gene Ontology annotation, molecular function: olfactory receptor activity; G protein-coupled receptor activity.
AUGAUAUUUCAGAACACCACUACAGUGAAGGAAUUCAUCUUAGUAGGCUUUCCUGGUAUCCAGAAAGUGAAGGUUCUUGUCGUCCUAAGCAUACUGCUGACCUAUAUCCUGACGCUAAUUGGGAACCUGGUGAUCAUAUUCUUAGUGUGGACAGAUUACCGGCUUCAGACGCCCAUGUACUGGCUCCUCUGCAACCUCUCCUUCUCAGGACUCUGCUUCACCUCCACCAUUGUCCCCAAAAUGCUGAGGAACAUCAUCAUGGAUACCAAAGUAAUUUCUUACAUGGGCUGCAUGGUCCAAAUUUAUUUCUAUUUCUUCCUGGGCACUUCCGAUUACAUCCUAGUGGCUGUGAUGGCCUUUGAUCGCUACAUAGCCAUCUGCAAUCCACUGCGUUACUCAGUCAUCAUGAGCGGUUGGUUCACAUUCCAGCUUGCAGUUGCAACUUGGCUUGGAGCUUUCCUGUCUCUCCUGCCAUCAACCAUUGCCAUGUGUCGACUCCCAUUCUGUGGCCCAAAUGUCAUUAACCACUAUUUCUGUGACAUCAUACCAGUGUUGAGGUUAGCUUGCAAGGACACAGCUGUCCUUGAAUUGAUUAGCUAUGUAUCUACAUCCCUUAUAGUCUUGUGUUCACUUCUGUUGACGUCAGUGUCCUACCUGUACAUCAUCGCCACCAUCUUGCGCAUCCCAUCUGCUAAUGGACGGCAAAAAGCUUUUUCAACCUGUGCAGCUCAUAUCACGCUGGCUUCAGUCUUUUAUGGAUGUUCCAUUUUCAUGUACCUGCUACCAGAGAAAACCCAUUCAUCAGGUUUCUACAAAGCAGUAGCCCUUCUUCACACUGUGGUGACCCCUUUACUUAAUCCAUUCAUAUAUACACUGCGGAAUGAGAGAGUGAAGGAGGCCUUGAAAGAUACCUUGAAACACAUCUCCUUUCUUGCCAAAGGAAAGCUGUAA